Manis pentadactyla (Chinese pangolin) is the source of this 1674-nucleotide messenger RNA. RefSeq names its product arrestin domain containing 1 (gene ARRDC1). Gene Ontology annotation, cellular component: cytoplasm. The transcript has 7 exons. Gene Ontology annotation, molecular function: ubiquitin-like ligase-substrate adaptor activity; ubiquitin protein ligase binding. The record is from RefSeq and is a predicted model, not a curated record. NCBI's taxonomy places the organism in Eukaryota, Metazoa, Chordata, Mammalia, Pholidota, Manidae. Bases 95 to 1387 code for a protein of 430 amino acids. Gene Ontology annotation, biological process: protein transport.
CUGAUGUGGAGGAAGGCUAGGGAAGGAGCUCAGGUCCAGCUCACCUGACACUGGGGGUCAGAGGCUACCCCGCAUUCUGUUCUCAAGGUGUGCGAUGCCCGGACAAGAGCAGCCAGCCCCUGGCUCCUCCAGCCCACUGAAUUCUCAUCAUGCACCAGAGGCUGUUCUUCCCACUUCCCAGCUCCGUGAAUCCUCAGAAGCCCUGGGAGCCAUCCGAGUGAUCUGCACAGGUUCCUGCAGGGUCUCUAACAAGGCCAAUGACGGAGCAUGGGUGGCGGAGGAGGGCUACUUCAGUAGCACACUGUCGCUGGCCGACAAGGGGAGCCUGCCUGCGGGAGAGCACAGCUUCCCUUUCCAGUUCCUGCUUCCUGCCACAGCGCCCACAUCCUUUGAGGGCCCUUUUGGGAAGAUCGUGCACCAGGUGCGGGCCAACAUCGACACGCCACGUUUUUCCAAGGAUCACCAGUGCAGCUGUGUGUUCUAUAUCUUGAACCCUCUUAACCUGAACAGCAUCCCAGACAUCGAGCAACCCAAUGUGGCCUCCACCACCAAGAAGUUCUCCUACAAGCUGGUGAAGACGGGCAGUGUGGUCCUAACCGCUAGCACGGAUCUCCGAGGCUACGUUGUGGGGCAGGUGCUGCGGCUGCAGGCUGACAUCAAGAACCAGUCGGGCAAGGACGCCGGCCCUGUGGUGGCCAGUCUGCUGCAGAAAGUGUCCUAUAAGGCCAAGCGCUGGAUCUACGAUGUGCGGACCAUCGCGGAGGUGGAGGGCUCUUCAGUCAAGGCCUGGAGACAGGCGCAAUGGCAGGAGCAGAUCCUGGUGCCCGCCCUGCCCCAGUCGGCCCUGCCCGGCUGCAGCCUCAUCCACGUGGACUACUACCUGCAGGUGCUGGGGGAGGGGCGUGGCAGGUGGGGCGGGCGGGCAGCCUGGAGCCUCACCCACACCGCCCUCCCAGGUUUCUCUGAAGGCGCCAGAAGCCACCGUGACCCUGCCGGUCUUCAUCGGCGACAUCGCUGUGAACCACGCCCCGCUGAGCCCUUGGCCAGGCCCAGGGCUGCCUGCCGGAGCCUCACCCCCAGUGGUGCCCUCCGCGCCGCCGCAGGAAGAGGCGGAGGCCGGCGGCCCCCAUUUCCCGGACCCCAUCUUCCUCUCCACCAAGAGCCACUCUCAGCAGCAGCCACCGCGUGGCGCCUUGGGCUGUGCGCCGGGGGUCCCGGAGCCCCGUCCUCCGGAUGGCAGUCCUGCCCCGCACCCCCUGCCUCCACCCUUGUGCAUCUCCACAGGUGCCACUGUCCCCUACUUUGCAGAAGGGUCCGGAGGGCCGGUGCCCACCACCAGUACCUUGAUCCUCCCCCCAGAGUACAGCUCGUGGGGCUACCCCUAUGAGGCCCCGCCAUCCUAUGAGCAGAGCUGCGGCGGUGCGGACCCCGGUCUGACCCCCGGGAGCUGACCUGUGCUGCCUUCUCCGGGCGGGCCGACCUCUGCCCUGGGAUCGGGCGCCCAGGGCCUCGUGCCUUCACCCCCGGCCCGGCCCGGCCCACUCAGGACUUGCAGUUGCCCGGCCCCCCUGGCUCUCUGCCUCGGGACCAGCCUCCACGGCUGCCCUACAGCCAGUCUCUCUCGGGGGCAGGGCCUCGAGGGAUGCUGUGUAAAUAAAGUGCUUCAUUUGUAGA